AUGUCUGACCAUAACUCUGCCUCUGAUUCAGAGUCCAACAAACAACCUCCAGCAAAUGAAGAAGAUGUUGCUGUCCUGCAAUCUUACCUUGAGCAAUGGCGCUCUGCUGCUGCAUCGGAGCGAAAGAAUAUAUUGAAAGCAGCUACAAUGGAAGCCCAGACAAAAGCACCAGUUAUGUCAAUUGUACUGUUCAAGGCUUGUAAAGCAUUCCACAACCAUGCAAAGGUGAAGAAACUGGGGAAACCCCCAAUCAAGAUGGGGCAGAAAUGGACCGAGAGAAGUGUCGUAGACACACUCCGGAAAAAGGAACUCUUGAAAAAAAUCGAGGACAAGACUGGUGCCAAACACAGAACAAAGGAGAUGAUGAACCAUUACACAGUCCACCUAAACCGCCUGAUGGCAUCACUUUCACCAGAAGAUCUUGAACAAGCCAAAGAGACAGCUGAUGAGUGA
Molecule: messenger RNA, 453 nt
Organism: Suillus plorans
Lineage: Eukaryota; Fungi; Basidiomycota; Agaricomycetes; Boletales; Suillaceae
Exons: 2
Coding region: 1-453 (150 amino acids)
Source: RefSeq, a predicted model, not a curated record